Pecten maximus is the source of this 3170-nucleotide messenger RNA. Its product is annotated as thioredoxin reductase 2, mitochondrial-like. Gene Ontology annotation, cellular component: cytosol; mitochondrion. NCBI's taxonomy places the organism in Eukaryota, Metazoa, Mollusca, Bivalvia, Pectinida, Pectinidae. The transcript has 17 exons. The record is from RefSeq and is a predicted model, not a curated record. Gene Ontology annotation, biological process: cell redox homeostasis; cellular response to oxidative stress; glutathione metabolic process. The coding region runs from base 2 to 1573 and encodes 523 amino acids. Gene Ontology annotation, molecular function: thioredoxin-disulfide reductase (NADPH) activity; glutathione-disulfide reductase (NADPH) activity; flavin adenine dinucleotide binding.
GAUGUCUGCGCCCAUGGCGAUUGGGUGUCGAAAACAUCCCCGGCUCUUUUCGAAGCAUAUAUUGCACAAAUACCGUCAUCUGCUGAGAUAUUUGUCAAAUUCACAGAAGGAAAGAGAAUAUGACCUUGUUGUGAUUGGUGGCGGCUCUGGAGGAUUGGCUUGUUCAAAAGAAGCUGCACAGUUAGGGAAGAAAGUUGCUGUGCUUGAUUAUGUGAGUCCAUCACCACACGGAACCCAGUGGGGCCUUGGUGGCACCUGUGUCAAUGUUGGCUGUAUCCCCAAGAAGCUGAUGCACCAGGCAGCCCUGCUGGGACACUCUAUACAGGACAGCAGGUCAUAUGGCUGGGACGUCCCAGAGUCUGUUAACAAUGACUGGGAAAAGAUGUGUGGAGCUGUGCAGAAUUAUGUCAAGUCAUUAAAUUGGGGUCAUAGAGUGCAGUUAAAGGACAAGAAUGUAGAAUACUUGAAUGCCCUUGGAUCCUUUGCUGACCAACACACUAUCAGAGCCGUUGAUUCUAAAGGUCAAGAGAGAUCACUUACUACAGAACAUGCUGUUAUUGCUGUUGGAGGUCGCCCUACAUUACCUACACAGAUCCCAGGAAUGGUAGAACAUGCCAUCACAAGUGAUGAUAUAUUUUGGAUGAAGAAACCUCCCGGAAAAACGUUAGUUGUAGGCGGAAGUUACAUUGCGUUGGAGUCUGCUGGGUUCCUCACUGGUCUGGGGUUUGACACCACUGUCAUGGUUAGAUCUAUAUGUCUGAGGAUGUUUGACCAGCAAUUGGCAAAUUUAGUAACAGAUUAUAUGGAAAACAACGGAACAAGGUUUCUAAAGCAAUGUAUACCUUUAGGAGUUGUGAAAAAUGGAGAAGGAAAAUUGGAAGUUACAUAUCAGGAUGGAAAUGGCAACCAAAUUCAGGAGACAUUUGAUACGAUCCUCAUGGCUAUAGGACGAUACUCGGUAACAGGGAAGCUAAAUCUACAGCAGAUUGGUGUUGUUACGGAUGAUGUUGGCAAGGUCGUCGGGGGUCAUGGUGGUGACCUUGAAAGGAGCUCUGUACCUCAUAUAUUUGCUAUCGGAGAUGUUUUACAUGGAAGACCUGAACUAACCCCAGUAGCUAUUAAAGCAGGCAAGCUCUUGGCACAUCGUCUAUUUGGUGGAGCCCAAGCACAGAUGGAUUAUGAUAAGGUGGCUACCACAGUUUUUACCCCACUGGAGUAUGGUGUCGUGGGUUUAUCUGAGGAGGAGGCAUUAGCUACAUAUGGAGAGAGUGACAUAGAGGUAUACCAUGCUUACUACGUACCUUUGGAGUUUACUUUACCUGGACGAGAUGCCACCCAAUGUUAUAUCAAGGUUAUAUGUCAGAAGGGAGAGGAUGGGAGUGUCCUAGGCAUUCAUCUUACCGGACCAAACGCUGGAGAAAUCAUUCAAGGCUUCUCCGUGGCAAUGGGAUGUGGGGUCACCUGGCGACAGUUGUCUAGCUCUAUAGGAAUACACCCUACUACGGCCGAGGAGUUGGUCAAGCUUCACAUCACAAAGAGUUCCGGUGAAGACCCUGCCGUAACGGGAUGCUGAGGUUAAUUAUACCUGUGAUUGUCUCCUAGGGUAUAUUAAUAUAGACUAUAUAUAAUAAACAGGUGUGUGUAUGUGUGAGGGUGUGUGUGCCUUGAUUGUUGUUGAUGUGCAAUAUUAAUUAUUACCAACCUUGAAUACAUAAACCGCAAAGACACCAACUACAUCUGUUAAAGUGACAAGAUUAAAAACGGCAUCGACGAAUCAGUAUCAUUUUUCUUGCCAUAGUUUUUGUUAUGCAUGGCAAUGGCAGACAAAAGCUGAACGGGGUGAAAUGAGCCUUUCUACUUUCAUAUUUAUUUUUUUUAAAGCUGUAUGUGAUAUUAAUGAUUUAUCGAUGAAUAUACAAAUGAAUCUUUAUUUAGACUUUAGUUGGCACAUAUACUGGUACUAGUAAAAGUGAUAAUCAGUUAUUGUUGUGAAGAAGAACAUAUGUAUGUUUCAUUAUACAGUACACUUAAAAAUAGGGCAUCGCGUGUGUUUUAUUUAGACAUGUUUAUGUAAUCCAUUGAACUUGCUCAUAUCAUUUUGAUACUCGAUUGUGCUCGAGAUUAUUAUUACAGCCCCUGUCAUAACACUUGUUUUAUUUACAAGAUGGUGAUUUUAAUCAGUAUUAUUUCAUAUAUUUAUAUUAUAUAUAUAACAAAACACGAGUCUACCUGUCAACAUUGUACAAGUGACAUUCGGCCAGUACUAAAAAGUAUCCUUAAACAUCAUCUGGUUUUUACAGGUGUUAUUCAAAGACAGGAAAUCGUAAUGUAUCAAACUAUUCAUAUUAUAAGUUCAUUUGGCAUAAUUUGAUUUUUUUUUUAAUUUUAACUGGCAAAGACUAAAUAGUAAUAGUGAAUUUAUUGAUACUGCAUAUCAGUUAUAUGUAGCGUUGUUUUAUGUGCAAAUUAAUAGAGACCGUAUUCAGGUGUAGUAAGUAUUGAAUAAACUAUCAAAUAUAAGCCAGAGGUUGAAGUCUGACUGAAUCCACUAGUCCUGUAGUUAACGAACAGUAUCAUUGAUAUCUAAUCGAGCGUCAGUCUAUAAAAAGCCUCGUGGCGUGAAUACCGUAAUGAGAAAUAACGAUACAAUCGUAGCAAGGUGUAACAAGGCUCCUCGCCUCAUCUUAAUCUCCGGGGAAGGCGUUCUCGUCUUCAUUCAAUUCACGUAGAAUUGACACAGAUUCCCAGUCGACGUCCGAAUAUUUGUAUUAUAUAUAUAUCUUGAAACAAAAUAGUACAUAAAAUAUGGGUUUUGUGCCCGGUCUAUGUGGUUUAAUGUAAAGCGUUGUGAAAACGAUCAUGUGUUAAGGUUACAAUGCACCUGCAUUACAUGAAUUAUUCGAUGAUUUAUUUAUGAGUGUAAUAUACAUGUAUGACAGCUUUUUGAUAAUGUUUGAGAGAUAUACCAGUAUGUGAAAACUGUAUGUAUCCUUUCUGUAUAUGCCUUAUGGGACGUCACAGGGACACGUGUUCUCGUUUGUGUGAUAUUCAAGCGUCACGUGACUUGUAUGAUGGUUUUGGUUAUAAAAUUGCUAACGCAGUGGACCUAACCGGAUGUUGGUACCGAUGACCUUGAAUUAAUAAAUACUUAUUAAAUGUUGCUGAUUAUC